Molecule: messenger RNA, 3501 nt
Organism: Protopterus annectens (West African lungfish)
Lineage: Eukaryota; Metazoa; Chordata; Ceratodontiformes; Protopteridae
Gene: SUGP2
Product: SURP and G-patch domain containing 2
Exons: 8
Coding region: 223-3096 (957 amino acids)
Cellular component (GO): nucleoplasm
Molecular function (GO): RNA binding
Source: RefSeq, a predicted model, not a curated record
CUUGUUCAGAAAAUCGUGUGAUUGGACACAUGAAGCCUGUAAUAGCUACAGCUUGGAUGUGGGAGGGGAAAUAUACAGAAAGAAGAGCGGUUAAAGUGCGAGAAGAAAUAUAUUUCUAAGCGGUAAAAAGAGGUAACAGUAAAUACCGGACUGAUAACCCGUUUAGAAUUAUAUAAGUUACCUGAAAGUUUUUUUUAAAGAACAUAUUCUCAUCUACCACCAAUGGCUUACCGUCCAAGAAGCAGCGGAGCAUUGGGUAUGCAAGAUCGAGCAAGGCUUAGUUUAGCUGAGUCCCAAGGAAGACCAAGAAGACUGAGACCUGGGCCCGGUUUUGACAUUGAUCCAAGGGAUAGUCGCUUUGCUGAGUAUAGACGUGACAGUCGCGAAGAAAUUUUUGACCGUCCGCUUCCUAGGUCACCACCACGUGCAAGGUGGUCUCCAGAUGCUGAGAGGCUUUUCCUUGAUCCUGAUCAUUAUGUCUUGGAUAGAAGACUCCGAUCUCCAUCUCCACAUCGUCAAGGUCGGUCUAGUUUAAGAGAUGAGUUUAGGCAUCCUGACUUGUUGGAGAGAGAGAGUACUCGAUCUCUGGAACGUAGACUUGGGCGUCUUGUCUCACCAGAGCGUGGAUUUAGGCGACCUAGUCCCUCUGACCGUAGCUAUGGACGCUCUGGCUCUCCAGACCGUGGCUAUGGAACUACUAGAUCACUGGAACGAGCAUUCGGUGGGGCAUCUGUCAGGGAUAGAGUACCUGGUGGUUCUGGGGCUCGGGAUCAUGGCUAUGGACGGUCUGAUUCUCUUGAGAGAAGGGGGCACCCCAGAUCACCAGAGAGGUUAUAUGGCCGUCCUGGAAUGCAGGAUCGUAGACGCCCAGGAUCUCCUGAUCGAGGUUAUGGGCGUCCAGGAUCUCCUGAGCAUGGAUAUGGGCGUCCUGUGUCACCAGAGCAUAGUUUUGCCAGAGCCAGGUCACCAGAACAUGCUUUUGCACAUCCGUCUCCACGUGCGAGGCGCCCUGUAUCGCCAGAUCUUGGUUUUGACCAUUCUGAGUCACCAUCUCAUGAGGUUAGACCCUCCAGAUCAGCAGAGCGUGUGUUUGGAUCACCUGAUCAUGGAUUUGGUAGGCCUGUGCCUCCAGAAACUGCAGACUGGCAUGCAGAGCAAGAGUUUGCAAGAAGGCCGUCUCCAGAAAGUGAAGCCAGGCUUCGUGAAGAGACCAUUGGGCAGGCCCUUUCUAUCCUGGAUGAGGUACUAGAUCAACAGGUUGUUGGAAAAAGCCCAUUGCGAGCAGUAAGAAAAGCUUCUUUGCGUGCUGGCUUGAGGGGGUCAGUGCGUGGUGGCCUUGUGAGAGCUGCUAUGCGGGCUGUGGCAAAAGCUGCAGGAAGGCUUGGCCCAGACAGGAGCUCAUUGAGGGGUACACUUCAAGGAGGUGCGACGAGAGGUGUAGGAGCAGGUGUGGGAAGUGGGACAGCUAGAGUUACUGGUCAAGGUACAGUGAAAGCUAGCUCUAAAGCACCUAAGUUGACCCAAGAGCAAAUGGAAAAACUGUUGAAUGAGGAUUCUGAUAUUUUUUCAAUGUUUGGAAACCAGAUCAUCAAAUGGGCUGGCUUUCAUACCCUUGUUAAUGAAACGGAUACACAGCGACAUUUUGAUACCCUUUUUACUCAAGAGUCUGAGUGUUGUGCUAAGAUGCUUGCUGCAUUUAAAUGUCCCCUGAAUGCUUUAUACAGAGAUUACAUUUACCGUGCCUUCAAGCCAUUGAAACACAAAGCUCUAAAGACACCCACUCUGGAUGAAGCUUUGGCUAAUAUGCUUGUGGAAAAAGGGGUUUUAGAAACAAAAACUGCUUUCCUUGAGAUGGUGAAACCAUUUGAUAAAAACAUGCUGAAGAUACAAGACAGACUCCUGAGGUGCGUUACUCCCUUGCUCAUGGCAUGCAAUGCAUAUGAAUGGAAUGUAAAAACGCAAAGCUUACUAGAACCAACUGACUUUGCAGCUGCUCUGGAGAAGACCGUGUCACUUUGUCGAAAGUCUGUAAUUCUCCUUGGGCAGACCUUUAGCUUAGCCACUCAGUUUAGACAAGAAAAAGUUUUGGAGUUAUUGGGCCUUCAGGACAAAGCUCCAAAUCCUUCAGACUUUCCAAAUUUUGAAGAUUCUACAUUGUUUGGAAGGGAGUAUUUACUGAACUUGGAAGCUUGGCUGAAAAAGUCUGCAUUUCCCAUCAAGAUAAACUUGGCAAGUACUACUGGAGCAGCUGUGGCAUCAUUAGCAGAGUCUACACAAGAACAAGAAAAAGUCAAAGACUUGAUAAAUCAGCUGAUAAAAACUGUCCAAGAUCCAUCACAGAAAAAUAGUCCUGCAUACCGACUUCUUUUCAAUACAAGUAGUGAAGAGCAUAAGAUUUACAAAAAUGAAUUUACAGAAAUACAGAGAACGAAAGUGGCAAUAAAAAACAAAUUUGCCCAGACAGUACCAUCUGGGAUGUCUCAUGAGCUGGCACCGGAAACAGUCCGGGCACUUGUAUAUGGAGAGCGUGUGGCUAAGCUCAAGCGAUCCCUUUCAAGGUCCUUAGUAUUCCGAAGAAACCCUGGUUUGUUUCUCCAGUCUUUAAAGGAGUUAAAGAGAAGGCAGAGGCGCAGGCAAAAAACUGUUGCAACGCAAACUGUCAGAAAGCGGGCAGCAAAACCCUCUGCAGCCAAGAAAUCAUGUGCCCAGAGUGCUGAAGAAAUGGCAGUUGACACAGAAUCUCCUCAAUCAGCAAAACCCGGUGCAGCUGAAUGUAAAGUACAUGAUCCUAUCAGGAUACGUUAUGAGAGACCAUGUGGACGUCCACCUCCCCAGAAAAAAAAGAAAGCAAAGGAUCUGGAAUUCAUUGACAAAAAACUAACUGAUGCCAACCGUGGUUACAAAAUGCUAUCAAAGAUGGGUUGGCGGAGUGGAGAAGGCCUUGGUACCGGAGGACAUGGAAUCAAAGAUCCAAUUAAAGUUGGUACUGUUACAGAAGGGCAAGGGCUUGGCACAGAAGAGGAAAAGCCAGAAGAUAACUUUGAUGUUUUCCGUCAAAGAAUGAUUCAGAUUUACAGACAGAAAUUAACAAAAUAGUUUUUCAGGACCUCUUCCAUCAGCUUCGCACCUGAUCACUAAAGAAUAAGUGGCGUCCAUUUUACUAAGAAUGUUUCAUAUGGUUUUGUUUUUAUUUUUUGUACUGUUAGUACUGUAUGUUGCAUCAAGUAACUGUUUAUACUUUUACGCAACCCGUAUUUUGUCAAAUUCUAAAGUGAAACUUGUCAAUGUUGAUAAAAGUAAGGGUUAAAAAAUGUUUUGAAUGAUGUGUAUGAUGCUCAUUGCAUUUGCACUCAGUAGUUAAGGCUGAUCACUUUCACAGUAUAUAUUUAAAGUCUUGAACAAUUUAGACAAUUUUAAUUCAAAUUUGCUUCAGUUAUUUACAGAAUGCCUGUAUUCAUUAAUGUGCCUCUUUACAUUAAAUGAAAAGUAAUUUAAAAAUAA